Triticum turgidum subsp. durum (durum wheat) is the source of this 789-nucleotide messenger RNA. The record is from the annotation of a GenBank genome assembly. Lineage: Eukaryota; Viridiplantae; Streptophyta; Magnoliopsida; Poales; Poaceae.
AUGUCUUCUUCCUCUGUGCCAGCGGCUGCCGUGGCGACGUCGACCCGCCUCAUCCUGGUGCACGGCACGGGCCACGGCGGGUGGUGCUGGUACAAGGUCGCCACCCUGCUCCGUGCCGCGGGGCACCGCGUGGACGCGCCGGACCUCGUGGCGUGCGGCGCCGACGCGCGCCGGCUGCGCGACGCGCCCACCUUUGAGGACUACACGCGCCCCCUGCUCGACGCGCUCCGGGACCUCCCGGACGGCGAGCGGGCGGUGCUCGUGGGCCACAGCUUCGGCGGGAUGAGCGUCGCGCUCGCGGCCGAGGAAUUCCCCGACAAGGUCGCCGCCGCCGUGUUCCUCACCGCCUUCAUGCCCGACUGCGACGGCCCGCGCACCCGCGUCAUCGAGAAGGUCCCCGUGUCCGACUGGAUGGACAGCGUGGUCGACGAGGAGCACGUCCCGCCGUCGGUGUUCCUCGGGCCCGACUUCGUGCGCCGGAAGCUCUACCAGCUGACCUCCGAAGAGGACUACACGCUGUGCCAGAGCCUCGCGCGGGUGAGCUCCUACUACGUGGCCGACCAGCAGCAACGGCCGCCGUUCAGCGCUGCCCGAUACGGCGCGGUGACCAAGGUCUAUGUGAUUGCCAAGCAGGACCAGGCCAUGGUCGAGGAGUACCAGAGGCAGAUGAUCGCAGGCAUCCCCGUGGCUGAGGUGAGGGAGAUGGCUGACGCCGACCACAUGGCCAUGCUCUCCGCGCCGGAGGAACUUGCGGGCCACCUCGCCGACAUCGCCAACAACUACACUUGA